Messenger RNA from Gongylonema pulchrum, 492 nucleotides. Lineage: Eukaryota; Metazoa; Nematoda; Chromadorea; Rhabditida; Gongylonematidae. The record is from the annotation of a GenBank genome assembly.
AUGUGCCGCUUUGUUGGUGAUAAACAUUCGACCUCCGAGCGAUCGAAUCCCAAUGAUUGCUGGAUAAUUCGUGGUGGGCAAGGCUAUAUUGCUAUUCUUUCGAAAAACUGGUUGCGAUUUCUCAUUAUGUGCUUAAUACAGCGACUGCAGCUUGUUGGCUUUGUAUCUGUUGUAUCUGGAGCAGGUGUGGAAUGUGGCGAUUCGGGAACGGGGCUUGUCACGCUGAAAACAGUAACUGUCAAGUUAGCAGCUGAGUCAGUCGAAUCGGAGGCAGAACUAGUCAGGUUUGAAGCGGAAGCAGGGGUAGUCAGGCCGGAAGUGAGGUCAGUCAAGUUGGAAGCGGGGCCAGUUAAGUUGGAAAUGGGCACUGGAUCUGUAACGUCAUUCAAGCAUAAAGUCACUUCUGCUACUUAUCGUGCCCCAACUGUCGUCCAGCACAAAAGCGGAAUGAGUAUGUGCCUCUCCUCGUUCAGCACAAAAGAAUUUUUCUGA